Messenger RNA from Globicephala melas (long-finned pilot whale), 5158 nucleotides. It is a transcript of the gene ZNF571, whose product is annotated as zinc finger protein 571. Gene Ontology annotation, cellular component: nucleus. Lineage: Eukaryota; Metazoa; Chordata; Mammalia; Artiodactyla; Delphinidae. Gene Ontology annotation, biological process: regulation of transcription by RNA polymerase II. Gene Ontology annotation, molecular function: DNA-binding transcription factor activity, RNA polymerase II-specific; RNA polymerase II cis-regulatory region sequence-specific DNA binding. The record is from RefSeq and is a predicted model, not a curated record.
CCCUUUGAGCAGCAACCCGGUAGUCACCGUCACCUCGUCCGGGCCAGAGCUCUAAGAAAUCUGGACCCUGCUUCCCAGACUUCUGCAGGUUUUUCAGCCCUGGACUAUAUUUCUCUGAAGGCAUCACUGCAAGACUCAAGCUCUGGUAACCUCUUUGCGAUUUUCUAGAACCUCUGGGAAGUCACUUGAGUAAAAUGAAAUAGUUCGGCUCACACCGCAGCAGCGUGAGUUCCCGGGUUCAAGCAAGGGAGACCCGAGGCGCGCCCGAUUCCGGACCACAGGACGUGGCCAGCUGCCUCUGGAUUCUGUUGGAUCGGGCCGGGUUCAUGUUUAAGACUACAUUUCCCGGAGGCCACCGCGUCCCUGCGCCAUUUCGUACACUUACUCCGUUACUCCUUGGUUUAAGGAUCCAGUCUGCAGCGGUAGGUGAGUGCUCUACCUCGCUGGGACCCGCACGCUGCCUUUGGGUUGGAGCAUCCAGAAGGAAGUUCCUGUAAGGUGCUGGGAAUACCGGUGUGCCGGCUGGGGCUCGGUGCUGACAGGAAUCGAGACGAUCCUGGCUCUGGACUACGUAUCUCCAACUUCGUAGCACUCAGGUUAAUUCCUUACGGAAGUCGGCCUUGCCAGUGCGGAGUGGCUGUGCCCUUCUCCGCUGGUCGUCGGUCCUGUCACUUCGGUUCCUAGCGGCAGAGGCGUGGUGCUAUCAGCUGUGUUCCUCUGCGCCGCAGGUAUGAGUGUGCACUUCGCGUCGCUCUCCUCCGGCAAAAGCGGCGCUGUGACUUUGGUUCCCGGCCAACGGGAGCAGGGAGAUGUUAUCAUGAACGUUCCACAGUGCUGGGUGUGUGAGUGUGCGCGCGCUUUUGUGGCAGCGUGACGGGCUCACCUGCCGCCUUCUAACGCACUUGGCUGCUGUGCCCCUUUAGUGACUGUGUACUCUCCCGCCGUGAGACAGGGACAGAGUCUCGCCAGUUGAGAAUCGCGCGGUUCCAGGUGCCGCAGUUCCUUCACUUUACAGAGAACGAGGCUAUUCUGAAGAUGCCCCUACAAUGAGAGUUUAUGCCCCAGGAAGGCAGAAGACCAUCCUAACAGGAUGCCCCAUUCUACUUUGAGAACCCUAUGGGGAAAAACUGAUCCCUCUCUCAGCCUGAAGUUGUUGUGGGAAUUGGUCCUAAACUGUUUGGUCGGCUCUGGGAAAGGCUUGAUAUCCUUUGAUUCUUUUUUCUCUGUUCUACUUUUUCCAACAGAAGCAUACAGAGGAAAGGAAAAAAAUAUUGCACAGCUAAAAGUCUCUUCUAAACCCUGCUCUCCUCUUAGGACUCUGCACAUCUCCAGGAGAGGAACCAGAAAGUUGAUCAGUUCUGACAGUUCUGAAAACCAUGCCUCACACUUGGAAUACAGCUGUGAGACCAAAAGGUCAUGUCCAGAAAAGGGAACUUAUGAAAUGGAAUCACUGCAAUGGGAGAAUAUGAGGAAACCUAUAAGCCAUAACCUUGAGUGCAAUGAUCUUGGAGAAAAUACAGAGUGCAAAGGCAAGUUUGAGGAUCAACAGAGAAGUCAGGAAAGACCAUACAUGCGCAUGAAAAUUACCUGUAAAGAAGAGGCCACUCAAAGCCAUUCCAUGUCCCCUAUUCUUCAUCAGAUAAAUCCUACCAAGGAAAAAUUGUACAAAUGUAAGGAAUGUAAACAAGCUUUCAGCUACUUGUCAUGCCUUAUUCAACAUGAGAAAAGUCAUAAUAAAGCAAAACACUCUGACGUUAAGAAAUGUAGGAAGAUCUUCAGCAAGAAGCCAACCUAUAUUCAACAUCAGAGGAUUCAGAAUGGUGAGAAACCUUAUGAGUGUAUGGAAUGUGGAAAGGCCUUUGGUCGUAGCUCUGAUCUGAUUCAACAUCAGAAGAUUCAUACUAAUGAAAAACCUUAUCAAUGUAAAGCAUGUGGGAAGGCCUUUAUUCGUGGUUCACAACUCACUGAACAUCAGAGAGUUCAUACAGGAGAGAAACCAUAUGAAUGUAAGAAAUGUGGAAAAGCCUUUAGUUAUUGUUCACAAUAUACACUCCAUCAGAGAAUUCAUAGUGGUGAAAAACCUUAUGAAUGUAAGGAAUGUGGGAAGGCCUUUAUUCUUGGCUCUCAACUUACUUACCAUCUAAGAAUUCAUAGUGGUGAGAAACCCUAUGAGUGUAAGGAAUGUGGAAAGGCUUUUAUUCUUGGUUCACACCUUACUUAUCAUCAAAGAGUUCAUACUGGUGAAAAGCCUUACAGAUGUAAAGAAUGUGGGAAGGCCUUUUUAUGUGCCUCUCAACUUAAUGAACAUCAGAGAAUUCACACAGGUGAGAAACCCUAUGAAUGUAAAGAAUGUGGAAAGGCCUUUUCUCGUGGCUCACAACUUACUUAUCAUCUGAGAGUUCAUACAGGUGAGAGACCCUAUAAAUGCAAAGAAUGUGGGAAAGCCUUUAUUUCUAAUUCUAAUCUUACUCAACAUCAGAGAAUUCAUACAGGUGAGAAACCUUACAAAUGUAAGGAAUGUGGAAAGGCCUUUAUUUGUGGCAAACAACUUAGUGAACAUCAUAGAAUUCAUACAGGUGAGAAACCCUUUGAAUGUAAGGAAUGUGGAAAGACCUUUAUUCGUGGUGCAUAUCUUACUCAACAUGAGAAAAUUCAUGGUGAGAAGCAUUAUGAAUGUAAGGAAUGUGGGAAGACCUUUUUUCGUACCACACAACUUACAUAUCAUCAGAGAAUUCAUACAGGUGAAAAACCCUACAAAUGUAAGGAAUGUGACAAAGCUUUUAUUUAUGGCUCACAACUUAGUGAACACCAGAGAGUUCAUAGAGGUGAAAAACCCUAUGAAUGUAAGCAAUGUGGGAAGGCCUUUAUUCGUGGCUCACACCUUACUGAACAUCUAAGAACUCAUAAUGGUGAGAAACCCUAUGAAUGUAAGGAAUGUGGGAAGGCCUUCAGUCGUGGCUCAGAACUUACUCUACAUCAAAGGAUCCAUACUGGUGAGCAACCCUAUGCAUGCAUACAGUGUGGUAAAGACUUUAGACGUCAUUCACAACUUAUUCAACAUAUGAGGCUUCAUAAUUGAGAAAGCUUUAUAUAUGAUUUAAUAUAAGAAAGUCUUCACCCAUCUUCAGCAGCUCUGGAAUAUUAGAGAACUCAUAUUAUGUUUGUAAUGAAAUAGGACAUCCUUUUGAUUGUGUUCAAAAUCAACUCAUUUUUAGAAAGCUUAUAUUAACUUCAUGAAUGCAGAAAUAAAUGACUUCUGGAACCCAUUAAACAUUUUAAAAAAUCUCUAUAACCCUGGAAUGUAAUGCUCAAUUAUAUCCUUUUUUGAGCACCAUCUCUAUUUUAAUAUUUCCUAACUGUGAAAUUGGAUAGGUUACUUAACUUCUCUGUGCCUCCAUUUCUUUAUGUGUAAAAUACUAUAAUGGUAUAAUAAUGAUCAAAUUGUAAGUGAUUAAACACAUGUAACUCCCUUUGGACAGUAUCUGAUACUCAGUGUUAUUAUCAUUAUUAUUAUCAUCAUCAUUAUUAUUAUCAUCAUUAUUAAUGCUAUUAGAGAAGUCAAAUGGUAGGAAUAUUUUAUAAGUACCGUAGAAAGAUGUAAACAUUCUAUUACCAUCUAUCCACUUUUGAACCCAAAUAAUUUAUUCUAUGACAAGAGCUUUAGAACAUAAUAAGAGUAUGAAGGUCUCUAUUUUAGAGCUCAUAAAUUUUGCUGCACCAGAAAAUUCAUACUGGAAAGAAACUCUAUGGAAGAAAUUUCUUUACGGUUGUAGAGCUUUUUUAUAAAAUCAAGGAGAGGUGAUUUUUCUACAACAAAUUACAAAAGCAGAAGUCAUUAUUCCACAUUUUCUAAUUACUACUUUAAGGAUAAAAGAAUUUACCAACAAAAUGAUAGCGAAGUUAACGCCAUUAAAAAAAAACCUAUAAAAUAUUGUCUUAAAUGAGAAAUCAAAGCAAAAUUUACCAACUACGCUUCUUCCUCAUUAUCUGAACCUAAUCUAUUCCUGAUAACAGGUUGAACAGUAAAUUUUCAGAUGCCCAAACUUCAGAGCCUACCUACAUCCCAUUACUUCAAAUGGGAAAAAUAAUGUUUCCAAUGCAUUCAAGUACCCUAACCAAUUUUCCCAAACAUAAUUUAAAGUUAAACCACUUACAUGAAUUCUCUCAGGGAUUUCUGAAUAAUUUAAAACCCAGUUAACAAGUAACUAGUUAGCAGACAUGUUUGUGCAUGCAAUUAUUUUGAACAUUAUAAAGUAUGAAUUAUGUUUUUCUUCUACACUUCAAGGAACAGAUACUAUGAUGAUAUAUAAUGAAAUGUAUUAGUACAUAAUGGAAAUAAAUAAUUAGUAAAAUAAAAGAAAAUAAUAAUAAAAGUAAAAUAAAAGACAUUGAUAGAAGAAUUGAUACAAAAUUUCCCAAGACAAUAUUUUUCCAUAUGUGAGGCACUCUGCUGUUUUCUAUUACAUAGUCUGUAAUGAACACUGCAGCCCACCUAGUUGUCUUCACAACUUAAUAUUCAUUAUCCCCACUCUAAAAAACACUGGUUUUACAUAUAUAUUACAAAAUUAUAAUCUAAAUGUUAAUCCACCAUUUUUUAAAUAACGACAACAGAAAAGAUAAGUGUGAAUGAGAACCAUUAGAACACUCUGAAUCAUUAGUGUAACCACGGUGAUGCCAGUGCAGUCAUGCAUUCUCCACUCAGAUUAGACAAACUAUGCCAUCAUUGGUCAGUUGUUUACAAUUCAGGGACUACCAUUAUUGCCCAACUAAAUUUAAAGAAAAUGUAAAUAAUGGAAUGUAAGUAGAAUGUUAUGUGCUACAAUGAUAAUAGGUUAUUGAUAAUACCUCUGACAAGUAAUAUAUAUGCAUGUUAGCAGCCUUUUGCAGAAAAUGCCCAGAACCAGAUUUUCCUACGAUACAUUCAAGAAAUAAUAAUCAGGGCUUCCCUGGUGGUGCAGUGGUUGAGCGUCCGCCUGCCGAUGCAGGGGACACGGGUUCGUGCCCUGGUCCGGGAAGAUCCCACAUGCCGUGGAGCAGCUGGGCCCGUGAGCCAUGGCCGCUGAGCCUGCGCAUCCGGAGCCUGUGCUCUGCAACGGGAGAGGCCACAACAGUGAGAGGCCCAUGUACCACAAAAAAAAAAAAAAAAAAAAAAAAAUCU